AAUUUUUGAUGUCUCUCUCUAGACCCCAUCUCUUUUAAUUAAUUAUCUGUCCACAAAAUUUCAUUUCUUUAUCUCUUCAAUGACCCAUCCAUAUGUACUUUUUAAAUUCAACUCUCCACCAAUCAUCAAACCCACCUCACAAAGACAUAAACCUAUAAAUCAUUAAACAAACACAAUAAAGAAAGAACCUUUUUCCUGUGUACUAGUCAGCAUUUCAAUGCCCUUCUGCAACUUUCCAAAAAGACACAACACAGAAGAAAAAAAAAGUUUUGAUUUUUUUUCCCCAUCUUUAUUUCAUUCCUUCUUCCUUUACCAUCUUGAUGACUACUCCUAUUUUUUCUGUUUGCUUGUCUGUUCUGUCUCAAAGACUCCUCCCACCAAAAAAAAAGAAGGGAAAAUCCAAAAAUUUAAUUACAAUAACAAUCUACGAAAUUGUAAUGAUGUGGUGGCUUCUUCUUUGUGGGUUCAUAAGUCAUUGGUCAAGAAGAGAGGAGUUUCAUACAAGGAAUAAGACUCUCUCGCCACCAUUUAAACCUAAUCCCCUUUUCCCCUUCCUUCUCUACUUUUUUCUUCUUCUCUAUCUGCGAUUCUCUGAUCCGAUCCGAUGAAGGAGAUUACUGAUUCCGUCGAUCCCAGGAUCGUGUUCAAGCAUCAAUCCCUUCUGCAGGAUUAUCACGAAUUGCGAAAGGAAACAGUGUUUAAGAUGAGGAAACUGGAGAUGAUGAAACAGAGACGAUCAAACCUUGACGCAGAAGUUAGGUUCUUGAAGCGUAGAUACAAACACUUGAAGCAAGACCAAACUCUUGAAACAUCAUCUCCCAACUUGUUGAGAUUGUCAGAAACUGGAGAUGUGAAGGUGCCGAGUAAAAGAAAGAGCUCUUCUCUGAGACAGAAGGAAGAAUUGGCAUUAGAGAAGAAUCCAAAAAGGAGGAGAGGAGACGAGGUUCUGACUAACUCAUCUCCACUUCCUGAUCUUAACGGAGGUGGGAGCACUUUCAAAGUCCCGGCCUUUGACCUAAACCAGAUCUCGAGAGAAGAAGAGGAACCGGAAGCGAAUGGUGGACAAGUGGUCGUUGAAGCAACAAAGAAGGCAAUGCUUGGUAGUGGAAACGAUGAUCUUUGCGAGAUGAAGUUGCCGAUAUGCAGAGACGUGGAGAAAGAGUUAAACAGAGCAGCAGUGAAGAGGAAGGUUUCAUGGCAAGAUCCAGUUGCUUUAAGUGUUUGAUAGGGUUUUCAAGUAAGAAUAUCAAGUAGGAUUUUGAGAUAUUGUGAUUUAGCCCAAUAUGCACAUAUGCUUCAAAGGGUUUUAUACGUGCACAAGUGUAGAUAUAUGAAGAUUUGAACGGUUUGAAAUCAUAAUUUUCAUAUGUCCCAAAAUCCAAUUUGGUGA
This is a messenger RNA of Brassica oleracea var. oleracea, 1390 nucleotides long. RefSeq lists its product as uncharacterized. Bases 605 to 1225 code for a protein of 206 amino acids. The record is from RefSeq and is a predicted model, not a curated record. The transcript is spliced from 4 exons. Lineage: Eukaryota; Viridiplantae; Streptophyta; Magnoliopsida; Brassicales; Brassicaceae.